Molecule: messenger RNA, 613 nt
Organism: Dothidotthia symphoricarpi CBS 119687
Lineage: Eukaryota; Fungi; Ascomycota; Dothideomycetes; Pleosporales; Dothidotthiaceae
Product: epsilon subunit of F1F0-ATP synthase N-terminal domain-containing protein
Exons: 5
Coding region: 15-512 (165 amino acids)
Biological process (GO): proton motive force-driven ATP synthesis
Molecular function (GO): proton-transporting ATP synthase activity, rotational mechanism
Source: RefSeq, a predicted model, not a curated record
CCCCUCCAUCCAUCAUGAGUGCCCUCCGUAUUGCCCGCGCCGCCGUCCGCGCAAGGCCCGCCGCCAUCGCCCGCCCUCUCCAGCGAAGAGGCUACGCCGAGGUCGCCUCGGACAAGAUCAAGCUCUCCCUAGUUCUUCCGCAUCAGUCGAUGUAUAAGUCCCAGGAUGUCGUCCAGGUCAACCUCGCCGCGGAAACCGGUGAUAUGGGUGUCUUGGCCGGCCACGUCCCUUCAAUCGAGCAAUUGAAGCCCGGUCUGAUCGAGAUCAUUGAGGAGCAGGGUGGCAGCAAGCAGUUCUUCCUGUCUGGUGGAUUCGCUACCGUGCAGCCGGGCUCCGUCCUCAGCAUCAACGCUGUCGAGGGUUACCCGAUUGAGGACUUCAGCGCCGAGGCUGUCAGGAACCAGAUCGCUGAGGCCCAGAAGAUUGCCAGCGGAAGCGGCAGCGAGGCAGACGUCGCCGAGGCCAAGAUUGAACUCGAGGUCCUCGAGAGCCUGCAGGCGGCAUUGAAGUAAAUGUGUAAAUAGAUGGCAUGUGUGGUAUGUAUAAUAUCAGGUGCAGAGCACCCCGUGUGCUUUCCAUGUGCAAAAGAUAGCAGGUGCCAUUCCAACUAGCC